AUGGGGGUUUCGUUUAAGGUUUCUAAAACCGGUAAGAGGUUCCGCCCCAAACCGCUCGCAUCAGACACCCCUGUCGGAAGAGGAGAAGAAGAAGACAUCUUAAUCUCAUCCUCAAUUAACAAAAGCGACCCCCCUUCCACUUCGACUCGAAAUCUCACGGUAGAGGCUGGUAAGAAUGGUGGUGUUACCGAAAUCUCUGAUAAUGAUGUUUCCUUCACUCUUAGCCUUUUCCCAGACGGAUAUUCUGUGGGGAAACCAAUGGAGAUUGAAUCUGGUCAUCAGACUGCUGUUGAUGUUCCAAAGUUUUUGCACCCAUACGAUAGAGCAUCUGAAACUCUAUUCUCGGCAAUUGAAUCCGGGCGACUGCCUGGAGACAUUCUGGAUGAUAUACCAUGCAAGUACAUUGAAGGGACACUUGUCUGUGAGGUGCGAGAUUACCGGAAGUGCUCUUCUGAAACAGGAGUUCCUCUGGCUUCCGGGGAUGCUUUACCUAAAGUCAAUAGAGUGCGUCUUAGAAUGUCGUUGGAAAAUGUAGUAAAGGAUAUUCCAUCUAUUUCAGACCAUGGUUGGACAUAUGGUGAUCUGAUGGAAGUGGAGGCCCGGAUUUUGAAAGCCCUACAACCACAACUUUGCUUGGAUCCAAGUCCGAAGCUGGAUAGACUCAAUGAUAACCCUGUUCCCACUAAGUUAAAUUUGGCAGUGCACAGCAUGAGGAGAAAAAGAUUGAGGCAGAUUCGAGAAGCUAUAGUCUCAUCGAAUAAUAAGAUCCAUGGGAAAAUGGUAUGUAUAGAUAGAGGGCCAGAAAGUUCAAGGUCGGGCGACUGGGGAUCCUUGAUGCAGCAGUCUAUACAUGAGAACUUGAACACUCAAAAUAAUGUUUCAAGCGCAAUGUUUCCACUAAGGACCAACAGCUUUGGGUCAGAUGUCUCCAUUUCAGUAUCUUCUCUGGUAUCCCCCCAGUCUAAAUAUCAAAUGGGGGUUGGGAGCCCAAGUCUUCUGCAGGAUCAGCGGUCUGGAGCUCCAUUUAAUUCAUCAAUAGCUUCACCUGCUGGGCAGGAUAUGAUCCCACUCACUGAUAAUGGCACUUCUUCUGUUCAUGGCAAAAGAGAGAACCAAGAUGGGCAACUAUCUCCACUUUCAAGCAAGAGGGGUAGGCUUACAGCUACAGGUGUUGAUGGUAGUCAACAUGUAGCACAACAAAUGGACAGCUUCAACGGACCAGAUUCGCACUGGAAGAAUGCAUCAAUGCAACAGCAACCAGUUGCAAGAGGGAUUCAGUAUACCAAUAAUAGUAUGAAAAAGUUCUCACAGCAGAUGUUUGAUGGAGGUCUAAAUCAGGAUGUUGGGGCAAUGCCGUUUACUUCUGGACAACAAGGAAUGAGAUAUGGUUUAAAGGAAGAACCAAUUGAGACGGAGAGAUUGGACAACAAGACAGAUCUCAGUCGGAUUCAUAUGGCAGAAUCAGAAAUAACCCAUAUUGAUCAGUCACGAUUACAGCAAAGAAUGCCACAGCAAUUUGGGAGAACUGGUUUCCCCCAGAAUCCAUGGAAUAGUCUUGGUCAGCCUCUCGAGAAUCAUUCUAGAAAGGAGGAUAUAUUCCAGAAGAGAAAACUAGUUCAAAGUCCUCGUGUUUCUGCUGGAGGUUUACCUCAAUCUCCCUUGUCAUCGAAAUCUGGAGAAUUCUCAAGCAGCUCAAUGGGACCUCAAUUUGGAGGCGUUGUGACUAGUGGACUUGUCUCAUCCCAAAAGGAAAAGUCUGCAGCGACAUCAGUUCCUCCCGGUGGUGUUGGUGGCACCAUGUCUUUGACUUCCAGUGCUAAUGAUUCAAUGCAACGGCAAAACCAGGCUGCAAAACGUAGACCCUAUUCUCUCACAAAAACUGCUGCAAUUAGCGGAGUUGGUUCUCCAGCUAGUGUUAGUAACAUGAACGCCACGGUCAAUGCAAACAGUCCUGUUGGAGCUCAGUUGGCCGACCAACCCAUGCUAGAAAGGUUCUCGAAGAUUGAAAUGGUGACUGAGAGGUAUCAACUUAACAGCAAAAAGAACAAGGUUGAUCAGUAUCCUAUCAGGAAACCGACGUAUUCUGCUCAACAGCUGGCGCUUCAUCUUUCCAGUGAUUCAAACAAUGAGAAUUUGAAAGAUGAAACGUGUAAAAUGCCAUUAUCAAGGUCCCUUGUAGGUGGGAACAUGAAUGUUCCCAAGACAAGGAUCUUAAUCUUUGUGCAGACAGAGCGCAUUCUUCAAGGUAAUGGUUUUCAACUUGUUCCAAAGGCACAAACUAGGAUGAUCAUGUCAGAGAAGCCGAAUGAUGGUUCUGUGGCAAUUCAUAUCGGGGAAAUAGAGGAUGCUGACUAUUUGGCUGCAGAGGAUCACCUUCCAACAUUGCCAAAUACUCACAUUGCGGACCUUCUUGCUGAGCAGUUCUGUUCACUGAUGAUACGUGAAGGAUAUCAUCAUGAAGAUCAUGUUCAACCAAAACCAGUACGCAUUAAUCAAGCCUCGACCAGUCAACUUAAUGGUCGGGAAAUCCCUUCAGGUAGCACUCCAGUGGAGAUGCAGCAGUAUUCUGAUGGAGUUUCUAGCCUCCCAUCCAAUGAUAUUGCCAAACCAAGUAAUAGUGGCAAUGUAUCAUUUAGUACAUCUCAGAAUAUACAAGGCCCACCAAUGGUGUCACCUUCUGGAAAUGCUCAGGUGAUGCAAAUCUCUCAAGGACUCUUGCCAGGGGUUUCAAUGACAUCCAGGCCUCAACAACCUGAAUUACUGCCUUCUCUGCAGCAGCAGCAGCAGCAGCAACCAUCACCACAACAUCAGCAGUCCUUGAUGCAACAGCAGCAUCCCCAGUACCAAAGAUCACCUAUGGUGUUUUCCCCAAAUUCUAUGCCACAUUUGAACACUAUUGGGCAGAAUGCAAAUAUGCAGUUGGGUGCUCAUAUGGCAAAUAAACCCUCAUCUCUCCAACUUCAGCUGAUGCAGCAGCAGCUGCAACCACAGCAGCAGCAGCAGCAACAGCAACAGCAACAGCAACAGCAGCCACAAAUGCAGAGAAAAAUUAUGGGUGGCCUUGGAACUGUAGGUAUGGGCAACAUUGGCAAUAACAUGGUUGGGCUUGGAGGCUUGAACAAUGUCAUGGGUAUAGGGGGCAUGAGGGGAGUGGGUGGAACUGGAAUUUCUUCACCAAUGGGGUCUAUUUCAAACAUAGGUAACAUGACACAGAACCCAAUGAAUCUGGCCCAGGCUUCAAAUCUUAGCAAUGCACUACGUUCUGGGACGACGCUUACACAAGCUGCUAUCAUGGCAAAGCUGAGAUUCGGUCCAAACAGAUCAAAUAUGUUGGGGGGCCCACAAGCAAGCAUCAAUGGUAUGGCUGGAGGUCGACAGAUGCACCCAGGAUCUGCUGGUCUUUCUAUGCUGGGCCCUUCUCUGAAUCGAGCUAAUAUCAAUCAGAUGCAACGCCCAGCUAUGGGGGCAAUGGGUCCACCAAAGGUGAUGCCAGGGAUGAAUAUUUACAUGAACCAGCAGCAGCUUCAGCAGCAACAGCAGCAGCAGUUUCAGCAGCAGCAGCAGCAGCAGCAGCUUCAGCAGCAGAUGCAAAUCCAGCAGCAGCAGGAAUCGACAUCACCACUGCAGGCUGUUCUUUCACCUCCACAGGUGGGUUCACCAUCAAGCAUGGGAAUUCCCCAUCAUAUGAAUCAGAAUCAGAAUCAGCAGCAGCAACAGGCCAGUCCCCAACAAAUCAGCCAGAGAACUCCGAUGAGCCCACAACUUAGUUCAGGGGCUAUACAUCCAAUGAGUGCAGGUAAUGCAGAAGCUUGUCCAGCAAGUCCUCAGUUGAGCUCACAGACCAUGGGUUCGGUAGGUAGUAUCACCAAUUCUUCCAUGGAGUUGCCAGGUGUCAAUAAAAAUAACUCUGUUGGUAAUGCAUAG
Fraxinus pennsylvanica is the source of this 3924-nucleotide messenger RNA. NCBI's taxonomy places the organism in Eukaryota, Viridiplantae, Streptophyta, Magnoliopsida, Lamiales, Oleaceae. The record is from the annotation of a GenBank genome assembly.